GUUUGUAAUUCGUUCAAAGAGUACCUGUGAUCCAAGAAAAAAAGAUACAUUGACUAAUAAAUGUGACCGAAGAUUGGAAAUUGGAAAAAUAGCAAUUGAUUGCAUCAAUAAAGGAGACAAAUGAGUUUAGCAAGGAUACUUUGCCGAGGUCUGGUGCAUCAUGGGAGUCCAGCAGUACAGGCAACUAAAACUAUGACAGAUUCAAUCUCUACACGAUUAUUUUCAUGUAUAAGUGCUUACAGACCACAAACACUAACUUCAGUUAAAGAGUCUAGGUCCCAGUUCCCUAAUCAAGGACUUUCUAAGUUGUUGCUACCUGCUUCCACUUCAAUUUUAUCAGUUAGAACAUACAAACCAAAGAAUGUCUUAAAAUUAAGAUGUGAUGGCUGUUAUUUUGAAAGACGUAAAGGAAGAUUGUAUGUUGAAUGUACCUUAAAACCAAGACACAGACAAAUGAAGAAAAUGCCUUCAGGUUUAUUAUACAGAGAUGAUUAUUCAAAAGGAAAAUUUCAUGAGGCAUGUUGGUGGAAAUAUCGAGCAGAUAGAUACUACAGACAAGGAGAAACUGAGUUCACACAUUAUAACUGGUUAGGGGAUAGAUUGGGAAAAGAAAUUUAGAAGAGAAAAAAAGACAUUUUUACAUGUACUCUGAAAUUCUGAAUAUGUGAAUGGAGUUCAAUAAAUGAUUUAAUGUU
Messenger RNA from Mytilus trossulus (common blue mussel), 695 nucleotides. RefSeq lists its product as uncharacterized. Gene Ontology annotation, cellular component: ribosome; mitochondrial large ribosomal subunit. The coding region runs from base 121 to 618 and encodes 165 amino acids. The record is from RefSeq and is a predicted model, not a curated record. Gene Ontology annotation, molecular function: structural constituent of ribosome. The transcript has 2 exons. Lineage: Eukaryota; Metazoa; Mollusca; Bivalvia; Mytilida; Mytilidae. Gene Ontology annotation, biological process: translation.